UUUUGAAAACCUUGAAGACAGCUAUCGGCCAACCUCAUUCUUCUUCCCCUUUGGUCCUCCUAACGCAUUCGGGGAACACAGCAGGUUCAUCGAUCUGAAGCAUCUCCGCUAUGGAUGCCGAACUAUUGGAACUCCAGCGACAGUUUGAGUCCGCACAACAGGCAAAAUCAAGCAACCGCCUCUCGGAACGAAACAUCGUUGAGUUGAUUCUCAAGCUACAGGAGCUCCGUUUCAUUGAUUUCGACCUACUCCACACUGUCUCUGGCAAAGAGUAUAUAACCACUGAACAAGUACAGUUCGAGAUGGUGGCGGAGAUCAGGAAGUCGGGCCGCGUCUCCCUCAUUGAUCUCUCGGACGUCCUUGGGGUUGACCUAUAUCACAUCGAGAAGCAGGGUCAGCAGAUUGUGGCUAGUGAUCCCGGGCUUAUGCUGCUAAACGGGGAAAUAAUCUCGGAGUCGUAUUGGGAUGGAGUCGCUGAAGAGAUAAACGAAAAACUGCAGGAGUGUAGUCAGAUAUUCCUUGCUGAGAUUGCCGCACAAUUGCAUGUUGGCUCCGAGAUUGUGAUGUCCGUUUUGGAGCCCCGCCUUGGAACUAUAAUAAAGGGGAGAUUGGAAGGUGGGCAGUUGUUCACUCCUGCAUAUGUUUCACGAAUUACGGCAAUGGUUCGUGGUGCUGUUAGGGGGAUUACUGUUCCGACAAACUUGCCAACUGUUUGGAACUCUUUGCAGCAUUUACCGCAUGACAUUAAUGAUGGCAUUGGUGUCUCAAUUGAAAAUACUCUUUUUCACUCUAUAUUUAAUGCUCUAGUAAAGGAGAAGGAAAUUCUAGGCUCUCUUCGAGCAGGAGUCCAAUGGACACCAACUGUUUUUGCACAUGCUCAAAGGGAGAGCGUGGACUCAUUUUUUUCACAGAACUCUUACAUUGGCUAUGAUGUCCUUCUCAAACUUGCAAUUGUUCAACCUAAACAGUACUUGCAGUCCAGAUACCCUGAAGGCAUUGCACUGGACAGUAUUUUCAUUCACCCUUCAAUGGUUGAGAUGUUAAAUGCUGCUAUACAGGAUGCUAUUGAACAUGGUAACUGGAUUGACGCUCUUUCUCUUCUCCCAGAAUGUGUUGGAAGUCAGGAUGUCUUAAAGAUAUUGUCCCUUUGUCCAUCUGUUCAGAGGGCAGUUAAGUCAUCAGAUGCAAUAAUAUUGGGAGACUACUGUGUAUUUAGCAGCAAAUAUAUCAAGGAUUUGUUUGAUCUAGUUGAAAAAGAGGUGGAUAUUCUCAGUUUUGCAAGCCUUGGUGGUCACCGGCCAGAUAUGUCUUAUGCUGAUGAGGUCAAAUUUGAAACUAGCUCUGGUAAAAACUCUGAGAUUAAGGAGACUUUUGAUGAUGGAGUCAGUACAAAACAUAUACCUGAGAAAGGAUCAAAGAAGAAAAGGGGAAAGCAUACAGCUUUUGUGAAGGUAGAAAAUGACUCUAAUACCCAAGAAAGCCCUCAUAUGAAAGGUAAAAAAAAUCAACGGAGAAGUAAGGAUGCAAGUUCAGUAGAAGCAAAAGGCUCAAGUAAGGUGAAAGUGGCUAGCUUACAUGGUCCAUCUGAAGAAUGGAUUGCUAAAAAGAUUUUGGCAGUAGCGCCAGAUCUGGGAGAGUUGGGAGGUCCCGAUGAUCCACAUGCGAUGCUCAGUACUUUGUCUUCCCACUUGAGGCCAUCUUUACUAGAUUCCCUGGAGAAGAGGAGAACAAUACUGCUACAAGAACAUGCUAAGCGAAGCCGGCAGUUGCUUGAUAAUUUGCAGAAACAACUCGAUGAGGCUUUCUUGGAGUUACAAUUCUAUGAAAGAGCACUAGAUCUCUUUGAAGAUGAUCCUUCUCUCUGUGCCAUUUUGCACAGGCAUCUGCUCAAAACGCUGGCAGCCCCCAUUAUUGACAAACUUCUUCAAACUUUGGUCAUGGAUAACAAAUUAAAAAAUGGAAUUGAAAUGGAAGAAGGUGAAAGUCUGGAUGCUCUACAACUAACUUCUGCAAAUCGUAUUUAUUUGGCAAAGAGCUUGCCCAAUUCACUAUCAUUGAAGGCCCAAGCUGUUGUUGAAGCAUUUGAAGGGAAGCGUGUGGACACAUUCAUGGCUACAUUCAAGGCUCUAGCGGAGGAGAGUGGACUGCUAUUGAAGAAGCUUGAUAAGAAAUUAGAAAAAUCAUUAUUGCAAUCUUAUCGGAAGGGUUUAACCUCUCAGGUUUCUUCUGAAACAGAUCCAGUUGUACUUCUGCCAAAGAUUGUAGCUUUACUUUAUUUGCAGGUUUACAAUAAGGCUUUUCAAGCACCUGGAAGGGCAAUAUCUGCUGCCGUUUCUAGACUUAAAGAUAAAUUCCCGGAAGAAACUUUCAAGGUCUUGAUGGAUUACCAUAGUGCGACAGUUACUCUUUUAGCAUUACAAUCUACGGUGACAGAAGAUGAAGAAGAUUGCAAAGCGGACAGGAUUUUAAGCAAAAAGGAGUAUCUAGAGAGCAAAAUGCCUGAACUCAAGGGAUUGGUUCUGAAAUCCACGAAUUCUGGGGCACAGAGUGUGGCUUCAGAAAUGCAUGCGUCCCAUUAACAAGUUUUGUUUUAAAGUUAUUCAUUAAAGGAAGUUCCAAACACAUAGCAAAGCUUACCGUUAAUUUAUAUGUUACUUCACAUGCAUUGUAGAUUAGUAAUCUAUAUAUUUAUGUAUAUAUAUGGACUAUAUUUCUUUCAGUUGUC
Dendrobium catenatum is the source of this 2725-nucleotide messenger RNA. Its product is annotated as E3 UFM1-protein ligase 1 homolog. The coding region runs from base 111 to 2579 and encodes 822 amino acids. The record is from RefSeq and is a predicted model, not a curated record. Gene Ontology annotation, molecular function: UFM1 ligase activity. The transcript is spliced from 20 exons. Gene Ontology annotation, biological process: regulation of proteasomal ubiquitin-dependent protein catabolic process; response to endoplasmic reticulum stress; protein K69-linked ufmylation. Gene Ontology annotation, cellular component: endoplasmic reticulum membrane. NCBI's taxonomy places the organism in Eukaryota, Viridiplantae, Streptophyta, Magnoliopsida, Asparagales, Orchidaceae.